AUGUCGACUACAUACGAUCUUGCCGAUCUGGCACGCGUCGCUCUCAAAGGCAAGACCGUCAUGAUCACGGGAGCCACAGGAGGGAUCGGAUUCUCCACCGCUCGUCUGAUGUAUCGUGCAGGGUGCAACCUGAUCGUUACCGGAAGUAACCAAGAAAAGAUGGACAGGCUGCUGGCGGACCUCGUCGAUGGGGAAGGCAAGGUCUGGUCCUAUAUAUGCGACCUUACCAAGCCGAAGGAGAUCGCCCACAUGAUCGAGAGAUCUGUCAGCGAGUGUUCACCGGUAGACAUCCUCAUCAACAACGCUGGCUUUGCUCUGAAAGCCACCAAGCCGUUCUGGGAGCAGGAUCUCGACGAUGUGGAUACCGUCAUGGACGUCAACGUAAGAGGUCUCAUGCAUAUCACACACGGAAUUCUUCGGUACCACAUGAUGAAGCGGUCUCCUCAGCCGACAGGCACUGUCUUGUUCGUCUCCAGUAUCACCGGUCAUCAAGCUCCACUUAAGGAUUUCAACGAAGCUUCCUACCAUACCUCGAAGGCAGCCGUCGAAGGAUUCGCCUACGUGCUGCGGCACGAGACCUCCGGAACAAACAUCCGAAUCCUCGUCCAUCGCCCCGGCACCACCUUGACGGAAUUCCACUCUCGGCGGCUCGAAUACGACUCUUCGUCGAUCGACGACAUGUUUUCGGGCAUGUGCGCUUUGCAAGCGGACGAUCUUGCCGAGGGGAUCGUCUGGCAAUGCCUUCAGCCGGAGCGGGUCUCUGUCGUUACGAUGGAGACGUUGCCUACUAGCCAGAGGAGCCUGUAUCAGGUUGACAGGAAGUGGGAGGAGCGUAAUCGGGUUUGA
Filobasidium floriforme is the source of this 846-nucleotide messenger RNA. Its product is annotated as putative oxidoreductase. Gene Ontology annotation, molecular function: oxidoreductase activity. The transcript is spliced from 6 exons. The coding region runs from base 1 to 846 and encodes 281 amino acids. Lineage: Eukaryota; Fungi; Basidiomycota; Tremellomycetes; Filobasidiales; Filobasidiaceae. Gene Ontology annotation, cellular component: cytosol. The record is from RefSeq and is a predicted model, not a curated record.